AUGAGGAAUGUCUUUGCUACGCUCAAGCGUCACCGCCAUGUCACUCUGCUAUCCCAAACUUUACGCCAUGACAGAAAUAUGGAGACCAUUAUACCGAAAUGCAUACCAUUGAGAUACCAUAAGGAUGUUGAAAUUAGAUGGAAACAAGAUAAUUGGUUUCCAUAUCAGUUGUUACAACGACAUUGUAUUUCCACCAGCGUGCAUGGUGAAAGGCCAACUGCAGAGUAUGCAAAGUUGAGGAAGGAAUCACUAGAAACUCAAUUUAGGCAUGCUCUUGGAGCUUAUGGCUCCAAAAGUCCAUUUUUGGCUUUUUAUAGAGCAGCAAUUGUUUCAUUUUAUGUGUUGAAGCUGACAAUCUGGCAAUGCUUUGUCCAUGACAUAAAAAAACGCGCCGUCAAGUUUCGGCAAACUCUUAUCCACUUGGGACCUUUCUACAUCAAGCUCGGGCAGGCUUUGAGCACUAGGCCAGAUAUAUUACCAACUGUAUACUGCCAAGAGCUUGUUAAGUUACAGGAUCAAAUACCGCCAUUUCCAACGCGUGUUGCAAUUAAAUCUAUUGAAUCUCAGCUGGGUGGUCCCAUUUCACAACUUUUUGCUGACAUCAGCCCAGAGCCUGUUGCAGCAGCAUCCUUGGGGCAGGUCUAUAAAGCUCACCUGCACUCUGGGGAGCUGGUAGCCGUUAAAGUACAAAGGCCUGGUAUGUCACUUGCAUUGACCCUUGAUGCCUUAUUAUUCCAUAUGAUCGGGGGCCAAUUAAAGCGAUUUGCUAAGGCCCGCAAAGAUCUACUUGUAGCAGUGAAUGAGAUGGUGAGGCAUAUGUUUGAUGAAAUUGAUUACAUCCGAGAGGCAAAAAAUGCUGACCGUUUUGCUUCUCUCUAUGCUUCACGCCCAAGUGAUGGGCAAAAAGGUGAUUCAAAGCCUACAGCUAGGAGAACUCUUAAACAUAAAGAGGCAAACACUAUAAAAGUUCCAAAAAUAUAUUGGGACCUUACCCGUAAGGGUGUGCUUACAAUGGAAUGGAUUGAUGGAAUUAAGCUUACUGAUGACGUUGCCCUAAAGAUGGCUGGCCUGAACAGAAAAAAACUAAUUGACCAGGGAUUAUAUUGCUCUUUGAGACAAUUGCUUGAGGUGGGAUUUUUUCAUGCCGACCCGCAUCCUGGUAACCUUGUUGCCACUAAUAGUGGUGCUCUUGUGUAUUUUGAUUUUGGAAUGAUGGGUGAAAUUCCUCGACAUUAUCGUGUUGGACUUAUUCAAGUGCUUGUGCACUUUGUUAAUCGUGACUCCCUGGGUUUGGCAAAUGACUUUCUUUCUUUGGGAUUUAUUCCUGAAGGGGUUGAUGUACAAUCAGUUGCCGAUGCCUUGCAAGCAUCCUUUAGUGACCGGACUAGACAGUCUCAAGAUUUCCAGGGAAUAAUGGACCAACUCUAUGAUAUUAUGUAUGAAUUUAACUUCUCUCUUCCUCCGGACUAUGCCCUGGUGAUAAGGGCCCUGGGAUCACUAGAAGGCACUGCCAAAGUCCUCGAUCCUGCUUUCAAAGUCAUUGAGAGUUCAUAUCCUUUUGUGAUUGGAAGACUUCUGGCUGACCCAAAUCCUGACAUGAGAAGAAUUUUAAGACAGCUUCUCAUACGUAAUGAUGGAUCCAUAAGGUGGAAUAGGCUAGAACGCCUGAUUGCAGCAAUAUCCGAACAGGCUUCUGAGUCUGCUGAGGAGCACCCUAAAUCUGGGGAGAGUUCUCCAAAUCCGUUGAGAAGUAAAUCAUUUGACAUGCAUGCUGUUGUUGCCGCCACUGAAGAUCUUUUACGUUUCAUUCUCUCUGAGAAGGGUCAGAGGGUGCGUGUAUUCCUUGUUCGGGAUAUAAUUCAUGCAGCUGAUGCUUUUCUUGAGGAUGAAGUUGUCGGUUGCAUGUUCGACGAGAAGCCUGAAGCCAGAGGCUCACCUGAGUCUGAGGGACACGACACGCUCAAAAGGGUCGUAAAUGGGUUUCGGUAUCUCCGUCAAGCUGUAAAGUUGGCCCCAGAGGUGUGGACAGAAAUGCUUGUACGCAUGGCACUCACACCCGAGAGGCUCGCUCUUUCAAGAACUCCUUCGACCAUGGCCAUGGGGCACUCACCGGGCCACCGGCCUAUGCCUGGUGACCUUAUCGCAAGGGAAUUAAGGUGA
Prunus armeniaca (apricot) is the source of this 2160-nucleotide messenger RNA. Lineage: Eukaryota; Viridiplantae; Streptophyta; Magnoliopsida; Rosales; Rosaceae. The record is from the annotation of a GenBank genome assembly.